AUGUCUUCUUCCAGCUCUUCUGUUUCUGAUCAGUUAUGGCGUCCUUUUGUUUUGGAUGAACUCACUAAAGGAUUUUGUAAGAAAGAGCUGCUUGCUAGAGACAUCCACUUCUGGGAGGCAAGGAACCCUAAAAAAGGAGGUCUGCUUAUGAGAUAUGAACUGCUUCUAAUCGAUCAAAAGGGAACUACAAUCCAAGCAUUCAUACCAGCUUAUCGACUAGGAGACUAUGAGGAAAAAUUAAAGGCUGGUGAAGUUUACAAGUUUAAUAGCUUUCUGGUCAUCAACAACAAAAAGGCGGGAGAAGUCUACAACAUUGGUAGUUUUUUGGUCAUCAUCAACAAAACGAGCUACAAGUUCUCCUCACACAGAUUUCUCAUCCAAUUCAUUCCGGAAACAACAAUGGUGCAAGCCGACCAUGAUGACUACACUAUUGAGGGUCAAAACUUUGGGAUUCGUUCCAACGCCGAGUUUAAUGAAUCUGUUGACAAGAACGAGGACCUUUAUGGUAAUAACUCUUUCAUUAUGAGUAGAGUUCAAUCAAAGGAAGACAUUGAGAAAAGUAUGUUUAGACGAUGGAUGGAGAGAAACGAAGAAUCAGAAGAGGCUCAUCAGAUAACUUAUUCGGAAUUUCUGAAAAAAAUUACAUGGAACAGCGAUAGAAGUCUAUGGUCAAAAGUGGAAAGUUUUGAAGAGAUUCAAAGUGCUGGGGACACGAAAUAUGAUGAUUACAAAUCAGUAUCCUAUGAUAGAGGUCUCCUAGAUUCAGACUCUGAGUGGCAUGACGUGAUGGACGAAGCAACUCAAUGGUCUACACCUUAUCAACUACGAAGACUAUUUGUUUGCUUGCUGAUAUAUUGUCAAGUUCACUACAAGAAAUAUGCCCAUUGA
Microthlaspi erraticum is the source of this 888-nucleotide messenger RNA. The record is from the annotation of a GenBank genome assembly. Lineage: Eukaryota; Viridiplantae; Streptophyta; Magnoliopsida; Brassicales; Brassicaceae.